AUGAACAAGCUGUACAUCGGGAACCUAAACGAGAACGUGACUCCGGCCGACUUGGAGAAAGUCUUCAACGACCACCAGAUCUCCUUCAGCGGGCAGUUCCUGGUCAAGGCCGGCUAUGCCUUUGUGGACUGCCCCGACGAGCAGUGGGCCAUGAAAGCCAUCGAAACUUUUUCGGGGAAAGUGGAGCUUCAUGGAAAACAGCUAGAGAUCGAGCAUUCAGUGCCUAAAAAGCAAAGGAGCCGGAAAAUUCAAAUCCGAAACAUCCCACCCCAGCUGCGAUGGGAGGUUCUGGAUGGUUUGCUAGCCCAAUACGGCACCGUAGAAAACUGCGAGCAAGUGAACACAGACAGCGAGACUGCCGUUGUCAACGUCACCUACGCCAACCGGGAACAGACCAGGCAAGCUGAUGAAGUGCCUCUGAAAAUCUUGGCCCAUAACAACUUUGUGGGGCGCCUGAUCGGCAAAGAAGGGCGAAACUUGAAGAAAGUGGAGCAGGACACGGAGACAAAGAUCACCAUCUCAUCCUUGCAGGACCUGACUCUAUACAACCCUGAAAGGACCAUCACGGUGAAGGGUUCCAUCGAGAACUGCUGCAAAGCAGAGCAGGAGAUCAUGAAGAAAGUGAGGGAAGCCUAUGAGAAUGACGUGGCUGCCAUGAGCUUGCAAUCUCACCUCAUCCCUGGCCUUAACCUGGCUGCGGUUGGCCUCUUCCCUGCCUCCUCCAACGCAGUACCUCCUCCACCGAGCAGCGUCUCUGGGGCCGCGCCGUACAGCUCCUUCAUGCUGGUGACGCUGUGCCUGCAGCCUCCGGAGCAGGAGACGGUGCACGUCUUCAUCCCCGCGCAGGCGGUGGGUGCCAUCAUCGGCAAGAAGGGCCAGCACAUCAAGCAGCUCUCCCGGUUCGCAAGUGCCUCCAUCAAGAUUGCCCCUCCAGAGACGCCGGACUCCAAAGUGCGCAUGGUCGUCAUCACGGGCCCUCCAGAAGCUCAGUUCAAGGCGCAAGGCAGGAUUUACGGGAAGCUGAAGGAGGAGAACUUCUUUGGACCGAAGGAAGAAGUGAAGCUGGAGACGCACAUCCGGGUCCCCGCCUCGGCCGCGGGCAGGGUCAUCGGCAAAGGGGGCAAAACUGUCAACGAGCUGCAGAACCUGACGGCGGCGGAGGUGGUGGUGCCGCGGGACCAGACCCCCGACGAGAACGAGCAGGUCAUCGUGAAGAUCAUCGGGCACUUCUACGCCAGCCAGAUGGCUCAGCGCAAGAUCCGGGACAUCCUGGCCCAGGUGAAGCAGCAGCACCAGAAGGGACAGAGCGGCCAGACGCAAGCACGGAGGAAAUAA
Molecule: messenger RNA, 1335 nt
Organism: Opisthocomus hoazin
Lineage: Eukaryota; Metazoa; Chordata; Aves; Opisthocomiformes; Opisthocomidae
Gene: IGF2BP1
Product: insulin like growth factor 2 mRNA binding protein 1
Molecular function (GO): RNA binding
Source: RefSeq, a predicted model, not a curated record